Molecule: messenger RNA, 1040 nt
Organism: Dinoponera quadriceps
Lineage: Eukaryota; Metazoa; Arthropoda; Insecta; Hymenoptera; Formicidae
Product: dual specificity protein phosphatase 3-like
Exons: 4
Coding region: 324-983 (219 amino acids)
Biological process (GO): negative regulation of MAPK cascade; protein dephosphorylation
Cellular component (GO): cytoplasm
Molecular function (GO): protein tyrosine/serine/threonine phosphatase activity; MAP kinase phosphatase activity
Source: RefSeq, a predicted model, not a curated record
UUUUCUUAAUUUAAAUAUUAGUGCGCUGCUACUACCAAGAACAUGGCGGCAUGUCACGUGACUUCAGACGUUAAUAUCAAACGGACCGAUUCGGAAUGCCACUACUGGUUAUACAUAUACUGUGGUAAUUUCGUGUAACAAAAAUUUUGGAACCUACAGAAGCAUCAAACGGACCGCACCCAUCAUUCGUGACGCACACUGCAAGUUUUAUUUAGCUUGCCCACAGGGUUUCGCAAUAUAAUGUAAAAAUAAAUUUUGAAUGUGAUCACACUUUCUUCCUUUUUAUUACGUACUGAGGACCACAGUUUACCGUAGUUCGCACGAUGAGGAGGGUCACAUGGCGAGACAAUGAUCGGGAUUUCCGGCAACCACUACCAGGUGGAGAAACAACAGGAGCUGAAUUAACGUAUGCUCUGUAUGAAACAAAAACAGAAUUCCAACCAUUGCCAGGAUCAAGUUAUGAUCCUAAUAUUAAGGACCUGCAAUACUUUCGAGCUCAUCAAAAGAUUGACUGUGACGAAGUGUAUCCUAGAAUAUAUAUUGGCAAUGGCGUGACAGCAAAGAACAAGAAGUAUCUUGAAAUGCUAGGUAUAACUCACUUACUGAAUGCCGCCGAGGGGAAAAGAUUUGGAUUUGUCAACACGGAUAGUGAUUAUUAUGCAGAUACAAAUAUCAAAUAUUACGGUAUUCUAGUCACAGAUUUACCUACAGCAGACAUUAGUAAAUACUUCUACACAGUAGCUGAUUUUAUUGAUGAAGCAAUGUCCACAGGAGGUAAAGCUUUCGUACAUUGCAUGCAGGGUGUAUCUCGCAGUGCCACUUGUGUCCUUGCAUAUUUAAUGAUAAAAAAGAAAAUGUUAGCAGUCGACGCCUUGCGAAUGAUCCGUGUAUGUCGAGAUGUCCAUCCAAACGCUGGUUUUCUCGAACAAUUAGCACGAUUAGACAAUCGUUUGCGCAGACAACAAUUGAAGUCUCGUUGUUGAACAUGUAAUUAUCACGAACCUUGCCAAAUAUAUGUGAAAAUUUUAAUGUUUCUUUAA